AUGGGAACCAAUUUGGAAAUGAGAGAAAACAUUAUAAGCAAUUUGGAGACAUCCUUGUUAAAACUACGUGCGAUAUGGACUGAAGUUGGUAUGACAGAGGAACAAAAAGAGGAAAGAAAUCAAGUUGUUAUUAUGCAUAUGGUGUCGUUAUUAGAACAAAUGGUAGACGAGGAAUUGGAUAUGAAAAAUAAAAUCCUUGCCAAUAUUAAAGAAUUUAGUCGUGAAUUGGCCAAGAUUUGUAGUGAAUUACAAGUUCCACAGAUGAAAACUGAUGAGAGCUUAACAUUAUUGGAAAUGGAAAAAUCGUUAAGGACUGAAGUUGAUCGUUUAUCAUUGGAGCGCCAUCUUCGAUUGAAAAAUUUGAAAACUCUUGUCGAUGAUGAGGAUCGUAUUUGUAAACGUUUAGCAAGAUCAUUAAACCCUGAUCGAAUUAUUGGUGUACCGACUGAAAGCAGGCUUAACGAAUACAGCCAGUACGUUGAAACAAUCAAGAAAGAAUUGGAAAAGCGUGAAAGCAUGUUUAUCUCAACGAAAGAAGUUCUGGUUCACCUGUGGGAUGAGUUAGAGGUUACACAAACCGAUGACAAAGAAACAGCCAUAGCAUCAUCUGAUGCCAACAAUUAUGAAUUAUCAGAUAGCAAUAUGGAUUAUCUGAAAGCCUUAAUUACUAAAUAUGAAACUCAAUUGAAAGAAAACGAAGAAAAGACAAACCAGCUUAGACGAGACGUUGAACAUUUAUGGAAUCGGUUAGAUAUCGAAGAAGAGCAACGCGAAGCUUUUAAUGAAGUUACACAUGGAUGUAAACCUUCUGUCAUAACAGCUCUUGAAUUGGAGCUCGAUGCGUUAAAUAAAAUGAAGCUUGAAAAUCUGAAAAAACUGGUUGAAAAAUCAAGACAAGAUUUAAACCAAUGGUGGGAUAAGUGCCAUUUUGAUUCAGAAGAAAGAAUGAAAUUUGAACCAGUUACAUCAGGCGAGACAUCGAAGGACUAUUCGGAAGAUUUACUAAACUUGCACGAAAAUGAAAUUAAAAGAAUCACCGAUUAUUACAGUGAACAUGAGUCUUACUACCAACUUGUUGAACACUGGUACACUCUUUGGAAUAAGUGGCUUGAAUUUGAAGCAAGGGCAAAUGAUCCCAACAGAUUUGGUAAUCGUGGUGGUAGAUUACUUCAAGAAGAAAAAUUACGUCGUGCACUUAAUAAGGAAUUUCCAAAGGUUGAAAAGGAUCUUACGGCGAAGAUGUUAAAGUAUGAAAAGGAAAAAAGUAAACCUUUCUGUAUCGAUGGCCAACGAUUCCUAGAUACUAUCGAAGCUUUAAAGGAAGAACAUAAACUACGAAAAACGCAAGAAAAAAUGGAUAGACAAAUUGCUAAAGAACGUGAAUUACAAAAAGAAUUGACCUAUGGGGCCAAACCAAGUCCAGUUAAGAGGCGAUUUGCUGGCACACCUGUUAAAACACCAACUAUGAAGAAGCAAAAGGUUUCAACCAUGUCAACAGGAAGUGCUCAUAGUCGAGUACAAUCUCGUAUUAACGUACCACAAAGCAGUAAGACUCCAGGAAGAGUUAAAAUGGCUAAAGGUUCUCGGGUUACUCCAGCUAAGACUGCAAGGUCCAAAAAUAUACGUAUUCUUAAAGAAGUGAACAGUAACAGCAACGAAGGCCUUAACUUAUCGGAUUACAAUGAUCCCAAAGGCAUGAUGGCCUAA
This is a messenger RNA of Trichoplax adhaerens, 1707 nucleotides long. RefSeq lists its product as uncharacterized. Gene Ontology annotation, molecular function: microtubule binding. Gene Ontology annotation, cellular component: spindle; cytoplasm; mitotic spindle midzone. NCBI's taxonomy places the organism in Eukaryota, Metazoa, Placozoa, Uniplacotomia, Trichoplacea, Trichoplacidae. Gene Ontology annotation, biological process: microtubule cytoskeleton organization; mitotic spindle midzone assembly. The record is from RefSeq and is a predicted model, not a curated record. The transcript is spliced from 15 exons. The coding region runs from base 1 to 1707 and encodes 568 amino acids.